GAGCUCUCCAAAGCCCACUGCCAGUUCUCUUCGUGGACUAACUGUAACGGAGAGACUAAAGAUGAUUCCUUUCUUACCCAUAUUUUCUCUACUCUUGCUGGUUGUUGUUAACUCUGCAAAUGCCAAUGGCCAUUAUGACAAGAUCUUGGCUCAUAGCCGAAUCAGGGGCCGGGAUCAGGGCCCAAAUGUCUGUGCCCUUCAACAGAUUUUAGGCACCAAAAAGAAAUACUUCAGCACUUGUAGGAACUGGUACCAAGGUGCCAUCUGUGGAAAGAAAACGACAGUGUUAUAUGAAUGUUGCCCUGGUUAUAUGAGGAUGGAAGGAAUGAAAGGCUGCCCAGCAGUUAUGCCUAUUGACCAUGUUUACGGCACUCUGGGCAUCGUGGGAGCCACCACAACACAACGCUAUUCUGAUGUCUCAAGACUGAGGGAAGAGAUUGAAGGAAAGGGAUCAUUUACUUAUUUUGCACCGAGUAAUGAGGCUUGGGACAACUUGGAUUCUGAUAUCCGUAGAGGUUUGGAGAGCAAUGUAAAUGUUGAAUUAUUGAAUGCUUUACAUAGCCACAUGGUUAAUAACAGAAUGUUGACCAAGGACUUAAAAAAUGGCAUGAUUAUUCCCUCAAUGUAUAACAAUUUGGGACUUUUCAUUAACCAUUAUCCUAAUGGGGUUGUCACUGUUAACUGCGCUCGAAUCAUCCAUGGGAACCAGAUUGCAACAAAUGGUGUUGUACAUGUCAUUGAUCGUGUCCUUACACAAAUUGGUACCUCAAUUCAAGACUUCAUUGAAGCAGAAGAUGAACUCUCAUCUUUUAGAGCAGCUGCUAUCACAUCUGAUAUUCUGGAGGCCCUUGGAAGAGAUGGUCACUUCACUCUCUUUGCUCCCACCAAUGAGGCUUUUGAGAAGCUUCCACGAGGUGUCCUAGAAAGGAUCAUGGGAGACAAAGUGGCUUCUGAAGCCCUCAUGAAGUACCACCUUUUGAACACCCUCCAGUGUUCUGAGGCAAUUAUGGGAGGAGCAGUCUUUGAGACUCUGGAAGGAAACACCAUUGAGAUAGGAUGUGACAGUGACAGUAUAACAGUAAAUGGAAUCAAAAUGGUGAACAAAAAAGAUAUCGUGACAAAUAAUGGUGUUAUCCAUUUGAUUGAUCAGGUCCUAAUUCCUGAUUCUGCUAAACAAGUUAUUGAGCUGGCUGGAAAUCAGCAAACCACUUUCACAGACCUCGUGGCCCAACUAGGCUUGGCAUCUGCUUUGCGGCCAGAUGGAGAAUAUACUUUGCUGGCCCCUGUGAAUAAUGCGUUUUCAGAUGAUACUCUGAGCAUGGAUCAGCGGCUUCUUAAAUUAAUUCUGCAGAAUCACAUACUGAAAGUAAAAGUUGGGCUUAAUGAGCUUUACAAUGGACAAAAACUUGAAACCAUUGGAGGCAAACAGCUCAGAGUCUUUGUCUAUCGAACAGCUGUCUGCAUUGAAAAUUCAUGCAUGGUGAGAGGAAGCAAACAAGGAAGAAAUGGUGCCAUUCACAUAUUCCGAGAGAUCAUCAAACCAGCAGAGAAAUCCCUCCAUGAAAAACUAAAACAAGAUAAACGCUUUAGCAUUUUCCUCAGUCUACUUGAAGCCGCAGACCUGAAAGAGCUCCUGACACAACCUGGGGAUUGGACCUUAUUUGUCCCAACCAAUGAUGCCUUUAAGGGAAUGACAAAUGAAGAAAAAGAAAUUCUGAUUCGAGACAAAAAUGCCCUUCAAAACAUCAUCCUUUAUCACCUGACACCAGGAGUUUUCAUUGGAAAGGGAUUCGAACCCGGUGUUACUAACAUUCUGAAGACCACACAAGGAAGCAAAAUCUAUCUGAAAGGAGUAAAUGAUACACUUCUGGUGAAUGAAGUGAAAUCAAAAGAAUCUGACAUCAUGACAACGAAUGGUGUCAUUCAUGUUGUAGAUAAACUCCUCUACCCAGCAGACACACCUGUUGGAAAUGAUCAGCUACUGGAAAUCCUUAAUAAACUGAUCAAAUACAUCCAGAUUAAGUUUGUUCGUGGUAGCACCUUCAAAGAAAUCCCCAUGACUGUCUACACAACUAAAAUUAUAACCAAAGUUGUGGAACCAAAAAUUAAAGUGAUUGAAGGCAGUCUUCAGCCUAUUAUCAAAACUGAAGGACCCACAAUAACAAAGGUCAAAAUUGAAGGUGAACCUGAGCUCAGACUGAUUAAAGAAGGUGAAACAGUAACUGAAGUGAUCCAUGGAGAGCCAAUUAUUAAAAAAUACACUAAAAUCAUUGAUGGAGUGCCUGUGGAAAUAACCGAAAAAGAGACAAGAGAAGAACGAAUCAUUACAGGUCCUGAAAUAAAAUACACUAGGAUUUCCACUGGUGGUGGAGAAACAGAAGAAACACUGAAGAAAUUAUUGCAGGAAGAGGUCACCAAGGUCACCAAAUUCAUUGAAGGAGGUGAUGGUCAUUUAUUUGAAGAUGAAGACAUUAAAAGACUGCUUCAGGGAGACACACCUGUGAGGAAGAUACACACCAACAAAAGAGUUCAAGGAUCUAGAAGACGAUCCAGAGAAGGUCGUUCUCAGUGAAAAUCCAGCAACCAGACAGCAAAGUUUAUACCACCCUAAAUCAAUAACCUGAUGCUAAGCGAAAAUUAUGAGAGCCACACUGACUUCAGGAAAAGAAACACCAGCACAAAAAAAGCAAACACAGAAAAAUUCUGAAUACAAAUUUCAUCUUUUUUUUUCUCUGAAUGAGAAACAUGAAGGAAAUUGUGGGGGUUAGUCUGCUGUGGGAUAGGAACUGAAGGAAAUAGAACACCUUACAUACAGGCUUUUACAUAUUGACAUUAAAAAUUCUAGCUAACUUUGGAAUCCAUCAAAGAAGAUUCUUGUCACCUGAGUUAUCAAAAUUCAAGUCUCACAUUCCAUUGAGAAGAUUAAGCCUUGAAUCUAAGAGAUAGAUAAAAUGUAUGCAAGCAGGUACCUCUCCAUGGGCAGCUAAGCUAUAAAACUGGGUGCUCAGUACUAAAAAAACAAGCAAACAAAACUUUUAUGUCAAAAAACUUCACACAUUUCUAAUACAAUGUGGGAUUACCAGUAAAUUAUGUUAUUUCUACAACUAAUUUUGUACUCUUGAAAUGUUUGCCAUAUGCUUUUUUCAAUACAUAUUUUUAUCUCAAAUUUUCAAUAAAACAAUUUUUUCACUUAUAAAAAGAAUUACUUCAAAUUGGGUAAUCAGAAAACUCAAGGUUUAAAUUAAUAAGUGGUUUGGACUUGGGAACAAGACUUUAUACCUCUUUUUUUAUUACAA
Panthera uncia (snow leopard) is the source of this 3296-nucleotide messenger RNA. RefSeq names its product periostin (gene POSTN). NCBI's taxonomy places the organism in Eukaryota, Metazoa, Chordata, Mammalia, Carnivora, Felidae. Bases 62 to 2572 code for a protein of 836 amino acids. Gene Ontology annotation, molecular function: protein binding. The transcript has 23 exons. The record is from RefSeq and is a predicted model, not a curated record.